This is a messenger RNA of Paramecium tetraurelia, 712 nucleotides long. RefSeq lists its product as uncharacterized. NCBI's taxonomy places the organism in Eukaryota, Ciliophora, Oligohymenophorea, Peniculida, Parameciidae. The transcript has a single exon. The record is from RefSeq and is a predicted model, not a curated record.
AUCCAACUAGUAAAAUAUUUUAGGUCGGAGAUGCACAACAAAAAACCAAUUUCAUUUUAUUAAUUAGAUUAUGAAAACUCGAGGAACUUAAAAGAAAAAAUUAAAGAAGUAUACCAUACUCACAGAAGGUAUCAAAUAAGAGAUUAUUGAUUACUACUCUAAGCAUCCUUCACAGACUUCCCUUAUACAUUUGAAAGACAAAUACAAAACCUCUAUCAAAAACAUCAGGAGAUGGAUUAGGUCUGGUUACAAGAGGAAGAAGGGGUGUGGAAGGAAGAAACUCAAUGAAAAAGCAGAGGAGCAAUUGGAAUCAUGGGUCAAGAAACAAUGCAUCAAAUAGAAGAAAAGAGUUUCAAGACAACAAAUCAAAUUGCAGGCAAUCAAGUUCUUUAAGGACUCUAGUUUCAAGGCUUCCAAGGCUUGGCAGGAUGAAUUCGUAAGAAGCAAGAAUAUCAAACUCAAAUAAUUACUUCUAUUACAAGAGAGGGGAUGUUUGAGUUACUCUUAAAUCAGAACAUUUCAGCAAUUGAUCUCCAAGAGUGGAAAAGAUGCGCAAUCCUUCAGAAACGAUAUCCUUUAAAAUUAUGACUUCUUAAACUAACCUUCCUUCGAGGACAGUCAACAAUGUACCAAUUCGAUCAACAAGCAAUAUUGGAAUUAUGAAAUCUUCUAGCAGGAUUCAAUGAUGCAUUUUUAAGAAUUGUUUCUCUGA